AGCGAGCAACCGCAGCUGCAACUCAGACAAGGGAGUGCGGGAGCGGAGAUUAGACGAGCAGCACGACGCGCAGGUGUCGCAGGAGGACGAGAUCAGGAGUUCAUGGUGUGAAGUUGGAGGCGGGGGGGUUGGGGGGGUUGGAUAUGAAGAACCGUCCUGCGUUUGUGUCGGUGUGCAUGGGGCCUCGAAACUCUGUGCCUUCGGAAGCCUGACCUUGCCUUGUCGCCAGGGCCACCAUGGCGGAGAAGAAGGCGCUCAAGGAGAAGUUUCGCAGGGACUACACUCCUACCAACUACUUCGUGGAGCAGGUGAACCUGCUGUUCCAAGUCUUCGAGGACUGCACCAAGGUAUCCUCCUCCCUCAAGGUCAAGAGGCGCGACGGAGCUCCGGAGAACGCCCCGUUCCAGCUGGAUGGGGAGGGCCUGACCCUGCAGAGCCUGUCCAUCGAUGGAGAGACUCUCCCGCCCUCUCGGUACUCGUGGGUGGAGGAGGACUUGCUCGAGAUCUCUGGCCCCCUCCCUUCAAGCUUCGUGCUCCAGUCGCUGGUCACCACCAAACCCGAGGAGAACACGCAGCUGAGUGGGCUGUACAAGUCUUCCUCCAUCUACUGCACGCAGUGUGAGGCAGAGGGCUUCCGGCGCAUCACCCUCAUGCAGGACAGGCCGGACAUCAUGGCGACGUAUGAGGUGAGGAUCGAGGCGGACAAGGAGAGCUGCCCCGUCCUGCUCUCCAACGGCAACAUGACUGAGAAUGGUGACCUUGAGAACGGGAGGCACUUUGCCACUUACAACGAUCCGUUCCCGAAACCUUCAUACCUGUUUGCGAUGGUGGCGGGAGACCUCGGCUUCAUCCGGGACACGUUUGUAACAAGAUCCGAGAAGGUCGUGGCCUUGAACAUGUACUCAGAGCACAACAACGUCAAGAAGCUCUAUCAUGCCAUGGACUCUUUGAAGAAGGCCAUGAGAUGGGAUGAAGAGACUUUUGGGCUGGAGUAUGACCUGGAUAUCUUCAACGUGGUCGCCGUCAACGACUUCAACAUGGGCGCGAUGGAGAACAAGUCUCUGAACAUCUUCAACACUAGCUGCGUCCUAGCAAGCCCCGAGACCGCCACCGAUGCGGAUUAUGAGAGGAUCCAAGGGAUCAUUGCGCACGAGUAUUUCCACAACUGGACCGGCAACCGAGUGACAUGCAGAGACUGGUUCCAACUCACCCUGAAGGAAGGUCUCACCGUGUUCAGGGACCAGCAGUUCAGCAUGGACAUGACGUCAGCGGCUGUCAAACGCAUCGAAGACGUGAACGUUGUGCGCUCGAUGCAGUUCCCUGAGGACAACGGCCCGAUGGCCCAUCCGAUCCGGCCUGAGAGCUACAUCGCCAUGGAUAACUUCUACACUGUCACCGUCUACCGGAAGGGAGCAGAGGUCAUCCGGAUGUACCACACUCUGCUCGGCAAGGAAGGAUUCCGAAAGGGCAUGGACCUUUACUUCCAACGCCAUGACGGUUCCGCCGUCACUUGUGAUGACUUCCGCCGAGCGAUGGCUGACGCCAAUGGCGUCGAUCUGACUCAGUUCGAGCGCUGGUACCUGCAGGCUGGUACUCCAGUGGUCCGCUGCGAGGCCAAGUAUGACGUGGAAGCGAAGCGAUUGUCGCUGCUUCUCAAGCAGUCUUGCCGCACGCCGCAGGGAGGCGAUGCUUUACCUUUCCACAUGCCCAUCCGCGUUGGAUUCCUGGCGCAGGACGGGUCCGAACUUUUGCCUGAAAGAGUGCUGGAGCUGAAGGAGGCCAGUCAGGAGUUUGUGAUCGAGAACGUGAACUCGAAGCCCGUCCUGUCUCUCUUGCGGGGCUUCAGCGCUCCCAUCAAACUUGAGUACGAGCGAGACGAUGAGGAGUUGGCGUUCCUGAUGGCACAUGACAAGGACAGCUUCAAUCGCUGGGAAGCAGGUCAGCUCAUGUUCAGCAGAACAAUUCAUGCGAACGCCAAGGCCAUGCAGGCUGGGCAAGCCAUGCAGCUCAACGCUAAACUUGUCGACGCCGUUCGGAGAACCCUUCUGGACACUUCCCUCGACAAGUCGCUGCAAGCUUACGCCCUGACCUUGCCGAACCUGCAGAACCUGGCGGAGAGCAUGGAGAUCGUGGACCCCGACGCACUGGUAGACGCCUACAAGUUUACCAAGAAGGAGAUCGCCAGAAGCCUCCGUGAUCAUCUCCUCAAGACCUACGAGGCGAACUUGUUGCCGGAAGAUUCCUUCCGGAAUGACGCAGAGGCAAUCGGAAUGAGGAGGCUUAAGAACGUCUGUCUGGGCUACCUCGCAGCUCUCGGAGACAAGGAAGUGCUUGACGUGUGUCUGAAGCAAGCCCUCACAGCUAACUGCAUGACCGACCUCGUUGCUGCUGCCAGCUGCCUCGCCGCUAAUCCUGGCGAGCAAAGCGACAAGGCGCUGGAGCACUUUUACCAGCAACACGCCAAGGACGACAACCUUGUGUUCUGCAAGUGGAUUGCCAUCCAGGCCGCGGCCUGUACAGAUCAAGCUCUCGAGAUUGUGGACAAGCUGUUCAAGCAUCCCUCCUUCACCAUCAAGAAUCCCAACAUCUGCCGUUCGCUCUUCAUCAGCUUUGCCGGCAACAUGAAACACUUCCAUCGGGCAGACGGCAGCGGACACCGUUGGCUGACUGAUCGCAUCCUCGAGCUCGACAAGCUCAACCCGCAGACAGCCGCCAAGAUCCUGACCAAGUUGGCAGGCUACAAGAGAUUUGACGCUCCUCGCCAGGCGUCUAUGAAGGCCCAGCUGGAGCGCGUGCGCAACACUGAAGGUGUGAGCAAGGAUACCAUGGAGAUCGCGAUCCGUGCGUUAGCAUAGAGAGACUCUAGAUGGAAGAGAACGAGCUUGCAAUGGUUCGGCUUUUCACUUCACGCCGUGAACAAACUCUAUGAAAUGCC
This is a messenger RNA of Guillardia theta CCMP2712, 2935 nucleotides long. RefSeq lists its product as hypothetical. Gene Ontology annotation, cellular component: cytoplasm. Gene Ontology annotation, molecular function: metallopeptidase activity; aminopeptidase activity; zinc ion binding. The coding region runs from base 237 to 2855 and encodes 872 amino acids. Gene Ontology annotation, biological process: proteolysis. The transcript has 2 exons. The record is from RefSeq and is a predicted model, not a curated record. NCBI's taxonomy places the organism in Eukaryota, Cryptophyceae, Pyrenomonadales, Geminigeraceae.